AUGGCUACAACAACAACACCAAUCGAGAUAUACGGUAAACAAUUUACAUUGUGCGAAUUUGUGUUCGCGACGAAUGAGAAUCAAAAUAAAAAAUUAGUUUGGUUUGAAAAGAUCAAUAAAAAAUGUUGUCUGUCCAGCGUGGCACCGACAAGCGGUGUACAGCAUCUAUAUAAAAUGAAGAUGCCUCUGAGUCGUGAUGAGAUUGUCGAAUUUGCCGAACAUUUUGCAAAUGUGAAAAAAGGAACUGAAGUUAAUCAGUUACUCAGCGAAGGUGAAGAUUAUUUGGGUCAACCUACGAGACUCGUGCUAGCAACCAGUAAAUAUAAAGGUUUGGUUUUAUCGCGAUAUCUGGCCGACAAACCCACGAUUACAGUUGUCACACACAUUCCCGAUGGUGAUGAGGACCCCGACGCACCCGUCGAACCAAACGGUAACACGUCAGUUCCAGAAUUACUAUGGCGUGAACAAUUCGCCAAAUUCUACGUGGGCAAAAAUGAUGAUUGGGGUAAGAUGAGCAAGAUCCUACAUGUAUUUGUGGAUGCCGUGUAUGUCGAAAUGGGUGAAAACAAAACCGAAGGCACGCCACCCCCCGCACCACCCCACCCCCACCAGCUAAAGAAUUAAAGAAACCUACAGCCAAAAAGAAACCUGCAACCAAGAAAAGAAAAGUUGAACUGGAUAGUGACGAUGAGGUAAAAACAACAGUAACUUCUAUGUUAUAUUUAAUGUCAAAAUAUGAUGCGCCAUAUGAGGUUGUGAUUAAGGGUCAUCAAGAUGAAUUGCAACCCAAUUUAAACUAUGACAUAUUGAGAUCAUAUUCGGGUAUUCUUUUUUGUACAGCAUGUAAACUUUCACAAAUGAGUAAAAAGUAUGAUGUCGUUCCAGACGAUAUGUUUUUGCGUUGUCUCACAAAAGUAAUUAAUAAAAUUUUAAAAUAAAAUUUUUUAUUUUUUAGACAAAACGUGCAAUGUCGGUCAUUAUUGCUAUAAUGAGGCAGCAUGAUAUAACGGCAAAAGAAGCAGUAUUUCAAUACCGCAAAGAAAUGGAAAAAGAAUACCCGUUCGACUAUCUUGAUCUAAUAAGAAAUGACGAUGAUUUAGAGUUAGAUCGACUAUAUAAAGAAAUGUUAGAUAAAGGGUUACUUUAA
Messenger RNA from Paramuricea clavata, 1147 nucleotides. The record is from the annotation of a GenBank genome assembly. Lineage: Eukaryota; Metazoa; Cnidaria; Anthozoa; Malacalcyonacea; Plexauridae.